GGACAUAAUGUUGGCUAAAAUCAAAGUAAUGACCUCAAAAGAAAAUGGAAACAAAUCCCCGCCAAAAAAGGUAAGAAAUAUAAUCACGAGAAAGGUCAUAAGGCAUUUGUGCCAGCAAUUUACAAGCUGUAAUUACCUUAAUUGUGUAACGCUUACCUUUUAAUUAAUGAUCUUGUAAUCACCUCGUCAACCUCUUGGUCUUAAUUAAAGUUGGAAGAGAGAUCGAAAAGGUUGGUGGAAGAAUUUGCGGAUUUUUUUCCUGAAAAAGAGAAAUUUACUCUUUUUAAUUAAAAAAACGUUCACGUUUCUAGUGAGAUAGACAGAGAGUCAGAAAGCACUUAGCAUUUUCUUUCUAGAGUGAUCGAUGGCGAGAAUUGCUUUGAUGGCUGCGGUAGUGGUGGUGGUUUUCCUUGCGGCAGGGCUGGUGAGUGGAGUGGCGGCGAAGAAAUGGACGGUGGGAGAUAACAAGUUCUGGAAUCCCAAUGUCAAUUAUACCGUUUGGGCUCAGGACAAACAUUUCUACUUCGACGACUGGCUCUAUUUUGUGUACGAGAGAAACCAAUACAACGUUAUUGAAGUGAACGAGACCAACUACAUUAGCUGCAAUUCCGAUAGCCCCAUCGCUAACUGGAGUCGUGGAUCCGGAAGGGACGUCGUUCAUCUCAAUGUGACCAGACCUUACUACCUCAUCAGCGGUUAUGGUGGUGGAUGUUACGCCGGUAUGAAGCUCUCUGUUUUAGUUGAGAAACCGCCUCUUCCACCAGCUCCAGCACCUACCAAAAACAAUGCAAGAAGAGCCAUGACCGUCUCACCUUUUGCUCCUCAGUUUGUUAUUCCGGCAGCUGUUUUUGCAGCAAUAGGGUUAAUGUGGGACAAUGUGGUACUACCCUUUUGGUAACUAGUCUUGAUUUCUCCAAUUUAUAUUGUAGUGUUACUCUCUUAUUUCUUCUUAAUGUUGGUUUCGUGGAUCUUCUAUCAUCGUUCCCUAGACGUGUGUGUACGCGCCUUAGGAGGUUGUUCAUGCUUUCGCUUUUGUUGGUGGGAAAUCAAUUGUUGAAGAACAAGAAGUGUAGUUUAAUUUAUGUGAUGAAUCUUCCAAACUUGAUUGAGCCUA
This is a messenger RNA of Brassica rapa (field mustard), 1114 nucleotides long. RefSeq names its product lamin-like protein. Lineage: Eukaryota; Viridiplantae; Streptophyta; Magnoliopsida; Brassicales; Brassicaceae. The record is from RefSeq and is a predicted model, not a curated record. Gene Ontology annotation, cellular component: plasma membrane. Gene Ontology annotation, molecular function: electron transfer activity.